Messenger RNA from Drosophila mauritiana, 628 nucleotides. RefSeq lists its product as uncharacterized. Bases 89 to 496 code for a protein of 135 amino acids. NCBI's taxonomy places the organism in Eukaryota, Metazoa, Arthropoda, Insecta, Diptera, Drosophilidae. The record is from RefSeq and is a predicted model, not a curated record. The transcript has a single exon.
AGUACAAUUUACACACGGCUUUAGUUAGGAGUUUUAAGAAAGAAAUUUAAAUAUAUUUCGUUGAAAGAUUUAUUAAAAAGAAAGAACCAUGGAAUUUCCCAUACCAGAGGCUCAGUACUGGGACGUUUCGAAGAAAUCCCAAAAAGAUCGUCAGAUGAUUCGUAAAUUCGUGCCCGAGGCGGUCGACCUGGCCACCAUAAGUCGUGCAGAGAUCUACAGGAUUGACACAUUCUAUUUGGAGUGCCAGAAGUACCGGGAUCACUAUCGUGACCCCUACGGCAAGGUUCACUGUCCGCCGUUCUUCCACCUGCACAAGGGCAAGUGCGGAAUCAAGCUGGACCAGAGCGUCAUCAAGAUGACACAGGCGAUUGCCGCAACUGUGGACCGGCAGCCCAUAGUGUUUCCCCUGAUUCCGAACAAGAGCAUGUUUUUGGGUGGUAGUAUUCCAAUGGGGUCACAAACAUCCCAGGUUGGCGUCACUAGCUAUCUCAGAUAAAGAAAGUAUAACUUUUGUUAGCUAAUGUAUCAGAGCAGAGAUAUAGUACAAAAAUCUUUCGAGCAAGAAGGUAUAACUAUCUGUUAGAUACACCUAAAUAUACAAUAGCUUGUUGCAAAUACUUGGUUUAUU